This is a messenger RNA of Truncatella angustata, 804 nucleotides long. RefSeq lists its product as uncharacterized. Lineage: Eukaryota; Fungi; Ascomycota; Sordariomycetes; Amphisphaeriales; Sporocadaceae. The record is from RefSeq and is a predicted model, not a curated record. The transcript has a single exon. Bases 1 to 804 code for a protein of 267 amino acids.
AUGACGGCCAAGGACAAGGAUGAAGUCUUGGCCGUGGUGAACGGCUUCCUCGAGUCAUUUUCCGGUACCAAACCUCCCUUCCCCGACACACUCAAAUACCUUGUGCCUGGGGCUUUAGCUGUCCUUUCACGUCCGGACGGACUGGUCCAGUGCACAUUGGCGGGCCUGGUCGAUCGCUUAGAAGAACUGAUCUCGAAGAUUCACCAGUCCGGUGGCGCCUCCGUCAGCGAAGUUCUGGCACAUCCUGGGCCGGACAUAUGGGUCCACGACAGGCUUGCGGCUGUCUGGUCGGGCUUUUCCGUCAACGUGGACGGUCGGACAAAGUCGUCAGGUGUGUGCGCAUUCACGCUGGUCAAGCUCGACGACGGCUGGAAGAUCGCGGCCAUCGCAGACACGCAUUUCAGAGAUGACGAAGCGCCGCCCGUACUCGUUGAAGAGGCUUCGCCCGAGUUGGUGGGGCCUAUCUUGGAGUCGAUGCGUCUCUUGAACGAAAAGAAAUGGGACGAAAUGAUGAGGCCGCGGCUAGCCGGCGGCGGCGCAACUAUUGCGAGAUCUCCUCGCUCGCUAACAACCAUGCUGUGGCCAGAGCUGGACGAGAAGAUGAGGUCCAUGUCCGAGCGUGCUCCGGGCUAUGUGGAGCAUAAGGUGGUUGGUUCGGAAGGUCGGAUGAUGGGAGAUUUGGGGUUCGUAUGGUCCCAGUUCACUGUCACGUUGAACGGCGAACUCAGGAUCACUGGCUAUACCGCCGACACGCUCUUGAAAAGGGAUGGCAAAUGGCUUCUCAGUGGGGAAGUUGAUGGCUAG